AUGGUCAACACCGGCAUGCAACUCAUCAGCUUCACCUGCGCCGUGACCGGCUGGAUCAUGGCGAUAGCCGUCACGGCCCUGCCUCAGUGGAAGGUGUCGGCCUUUAUCGGCAGCAACAUCCUGACGUCAGAAAUCAAGUGGGAGGGCAUCUGGAUGAACUGCAUCUACCAGACCACCGGUCACAUGCAGUGCAAGACGUACGACUCCAUGCUGGCCUUGCCUCCCGACCUCCAGGCCGCACGCGCCCUCAUGUGUUUGGCCAUUUUCAUGGGCUGGCUCUCCUGCACCGUGUCCUGCUGCGGCAUGAAGUGCACCACCUGCGCCGGAGAUGACCGCCAAGCUAAGGCGAGCAUCGCGCUCUCCGGUGGGAUUCUUUUCAUCCUGACGGGCCUGUGCGUUCUCAUUCCAGUUUCCUGGACCGCUAACACGGUCAUUCAGGAUUUCUACAACCCCAACGUGCCCGUCAUGCAUAAACGCGAGCUCGGGCAGGCCAUUUAUUUAGGUUGGGCCGCCGCGGUUAUUUUGAUGAUCGGCGGAGCUGUGCUAAGCAGCACGUGCCCCCUGGCGCAGCGGGGCGGCAGGUACCGCAGGGGCUACGCGGGUCGCAGCUUUGCUAAUUCGCCCGCGUCUGCUCCCAACCUACCCAAAACCAUCACGUCGACCGGUCUCCCGCUUAAAGAAUACGUGUAGAGAGAAGACAUUCCGGCUUUCGGGAAACAAUGGCAAAA
This is a messenger RNA of Hippocampus zosterae (dwarf seahorse), 728 nucleotides long. RefSeq names its product claudin 35 (gene cldn35). The record is from RefSeq and is a predicted model, not a curated record. Gene Ontology annotation, molecular function: structural molecule activity. The transcript has a single exon. Gene Ontology annotation, cellular component: bicellular tight junction; plasma membrane. NCBI's taxonomy places the organism in Eukaryota, Metazoa, Chordata, Actinopteri, Syngnathiformes, Syngnathidae. Gene Ontology annotation, biological process: cell adhesion; bicellular tight junction assembly. Bases 1 to 690 code for a protein of 229 amino acids.